CCUCUUACCGUCGCCGCGGCGGAGCGGAGCCGAGCAGAUCAGAUCGAGGAGCGCGGUUACCGGGCGUGCUGGGUCUAUGGUCGCUCCGCGGGCCACUCCGCCGGCUGGUGCUUUUUUAUCAGGGCAGGCUGUGUUCCAUGGCAGGGAACUUUUGGCAGAGCUCCCAUUAUUUGCAAUGGAUUUUGGAUAAACAAGAUCUGUUAAAGGAACGCCAAAAGGACUUAAAGUUUCUCUCAGAAGAAGAAUAUUGGAAAUUACAAAUAUUUUUUACAAAUGUUAUCCAAGCAUUAGGUGAACAUCUUAAAUUAAGACAACAAGUUAUUGCCACUGCUACAGUCUAUUUCAAGAGAUUCUAUGCCAGAUAUUCUCUGAAAAGUAUAGAUCCUGUAUUAAUGGCUCCUACAUGUGUGUUUUUGGCAUCCAAAGUGGAGGAAUUUGGAGUAGUCUCAAAUACAAGAUUGAUUUCUGCUGCUACUUCUGUAUUAAAAACUAGAUUUUCAUAUGCCUUUCCAAAGGAAUUUCCUUAUAGGAUGAACCAUAUAUUAGAAUGUGAAUUCUAUCUUUUAGAACUAAUGGAUUGUUGCUUGAUAGUGUAUCAUCCUUAUAGACCUUUGCUCCAGUAUGUGCAGGACAUGGGCCAAGAAGACAUGUUGCUUCCCCUUGCAUGGAGGAUAGUGAAUGAUACCUACAGAACGGAUCUUUGCCUACUGUAUCCUCCUUUCAUGAUAGCUUUAGCUUGCCUACAUGUAGCCUGUGUUGUACAGCAGAAAGAUGCCAGACAGUGGUUUGCUGAGCUUUCUGUGGAUAUGGAGAAGAUUUUGGAAAUAAUCAGGGUUAUUUUAAAACUAUAUGAGCAGUGGAAGAAUUUUGAUGAGAGAAAAGAGAUGGCAACUAUUCUUAGUAAGAUGCCGAAACCAAAACCUCCUCCAAACAGCCUUGCUCCUGGAGAAACUUGUAGCAUUGAAAAGAGGUGGUGACAACAUUACAUUUUUGCAUUAAUAAAUUGCUGUCCUUUUAGACACUGAAAAAUAAUUUUUACUGGAUGGUGGGAGAAACAUUCAAUUUCCAUUUAUUUUUAAUAAUACGAGUUUCUCACAGGUUAGCUGCUGAUCCUACCUCUGUCCAGUAUUUUUUAUGGAAUAUACUUACUGGCUAGCAAAAGGGUACAUUAUCACAGAGUCCAAGGGAUCUCACUGAGAUCAUAAGGCAGGUAAGAAGGACCAUGUAAAUAAGGAAACCUGGGACACUCGGAUUAAUCCAGAAUUCAGGCUCUCCUCUGUUGCCACUUUUUCUAGGACAUCUUCUAUUCCAUUAUGAAAAUAAUCUAUAGUACAUACAGUAUUUAGAAAUGUAAUCUGGCUAUUCUACAUUUCUAAAACUUGAUCUACCCUUGAAUUAUCAGAGUAAAAGUGAUACUCUCCCAUGAUUGAAAUAAAGCAGCCACUUGUUAAGUGAUGUAGUAAAUCGUAUGCUAUAUUUUUACAUUUUGAGGCAUCUGUUACAGACCUUAGUAAUGGUUUUACUCUUAAGAGUUUUAUUGUAAAAGUCAAUGCAAUUUAAGAUAGAUAAUUUGUUAAAUUUUAGAAUAACAAAAUCAUCUUUAUAAGUUUGAUCUAAUAUAGAAAAUAUUCUAAUUAAUUUACUAACCCUUUGCUGCUUCAAAAAGAUGUAAAUGAAGUUAUAUUUGGGUAAAUAGGAUACAUUAUUUAUCAUAAGGUUGUUUCUUUAAAAAAGUAUCAGGAAUCCAAAGGUAUUAUAAUUGUAGAAUCUGGUUUAAGUGUCUGCCAGUGGGGAUAUUAAGUUCUUAUCCCAUAUAUGCAAAAGGUAAAAAUAAUAAGUAUUUGUUUAUCCACCAAACAUGCUAAAUAAAAUGUUAAUAUUAUUGUAAAGCCUCCAGUAUUCUCGCCCCACAAAGGAAACCAUUCUGAAUUUGGUAUUUAUUAUUCUCAUAAUUUAUUUAUAGUGUAAUGUACAUAAAUAUGUACUCUUAUACUAUAUAUGUACAUAUAUAAAUAAACUGAAUUAUUUUGCAUGUCGUACCAUAUAUGUUUCUGUAAUUUUUUUUCUCUAGACAUUGUGAGUUAUCCAUGUUAAUAUGUGCACCUCAGUUUUUUUGUUUUUAUUAAUCCUUCUCAUCAGCUGUGUCUAAUCUGCUCUUAAACCCAUCUACCGUCUACUAGGUUAAUUUCAGUUAUUGUUUUUGUUUGUUUGUUUUUUGGUUUUGGUGAGGAAGAUUGGCCCUGAGCUAAAUCUGUGCCAGUCUUUGUGGGACGCUGCCACAGCAUGGCCUGAUGAGCAGUGUAUAGG
Messenger RNA from Equus quagga, 2307 nucleotides. RefSeq names its product cyclin C (gene CCNC). The transcript has 12 exons. NCBI's taxonomy places the organism in Eukaryota, Metazoa, Chordata, Mammalia, Perissodactyla, Equidae. The coding region runs from base 138 to 977 and encodes 279 amino acids. The record is from RefSeq and is a predicted model, not a curated record. Gene Ontology annotation, cellular component: mediator complex; nucleus. Gene Ontology annotation, biological process: positive regulation of transcription by RNA polymerase II. Gene Ontology annotation, molecular function: cyclin-dependent protein serine/threonine kinase regulator activity.